Messenger RNA from Cicer arietinum (chickpea), 677 nucleotides. RefSeq names its product B3 domain-containing protein At2g33720-like. The record is from RefSeq and is a predicted model, not a curated record. Lineage: Eukaryota; Viridiplantae; Streptophyta; Magnoliopsida; Fabales; Fabaceae. Gene Ontology annotation, molecular function: DNA binding.
AUUGCAAUUGCACCCUCACAUUCUCAAACCCUUUUUAACCAUUUUUUCUUGUUCUAAAUCAACAUGAACAUUCACCUUGGAGAUGAAAAGGAGCAGUGUCAAAAAAAGAGGAAAUCUUGUGAUGAAACCUCUACCAACAUUUACAUGAGAACUUCAAGAAAAAGACUAUGCAGCAACAAAAAUGAAGAAGAUAGAAACAACAACGACAACAACAAGGGAUCGGUCUCUACAACGUUGAAACUUUACGAUGAUCCGUGGAAGAUAAAGAAGACGCUAACCGACAGCGAUCUGGGAAUAUUGAGCAGACUCUUGUUGGCUGCAGAUUUAGUGAAGAAACAGAUUUUGCCUAUGUUGGAUGUUGAUGAUGCAAGAGCUGCAGAGACUGAGGAAGGUUCUCCAGUUAAUGUUUGGGACAUGGAAACUAAAUCCAUGCAUCAACUUGUUCUAAAGAGAUGGUCUUCAUCAAAGAGUUAUGUUCUUAUUGGGAAAUGGAAUCAAGAUUUUGUGAGAAGGAGAGAGCUUAAGAAAGGAGAUGAGAUUGGAUUCCAAUGGGAUCCUUUUAACCGAGCUUUUAACUUUUGUGUUCUCAAACGAACUAUGUUACCAUCAUAAUCACUAGGAGGUUUACUCUGUGAAAAUAUAUUUUAUUUGAUUUAAUUGCAGUUUUGGUCCAUCUA